This is a messenger RNA of Cyprinodon tularosa, 5387 nucleotides long. RefSeq names its product exportin 7 (gene xpo7). Gene Ontology annotation, cellular component: cytoplasm; nuclear pore. Gene Ontology annotation, biological process: protein export from nucleus. The transcript has 28 exons. Lineage: Eukaryota; Metazoa; Chordata; Actinopteri; Cyprinodontiformes; Cyprinodontidae. The coding region runs from base 51 to 3326 and encodes 1091 amino acids. The record is from RefSeq and is a predicted model, not a curated record. Gene Ontology annotation, molecular function: small GTPase binding; nuclear export signal receptor activity.
GGGGGCGCUGGGUUCCCUUACAUUUCAAUAAGCGGAGGAGUGAGAGGUGCAUGAAAUGGAGAAAAAUGGCGGAUCAUGUGCAGGGCCUUGCCCAGCUGGAGAUCCUGUGUAAGCAGCUGUAUGAGACCACCGACACCGCCGUGCGACACCAGGCAGAGAAAGCUCUGGUGGAGUUCACCAACAGCCCCGACUGUCUCAGUAAAUGUCAGCUGCUGCUGGAGAGAGGCAGCUCCUCGUACUCCCAGCUGCUCGCCGCCACUUGUUUAUCUAAACUGGUUUCUCGGACCAGCAACCCUCUACCCCUAGAGCAACGCAUUGAUAUUCGGAACUAUGUGCUGAACUACCUGGCUACGCGGCCGAAGCUGGCAGCGUUUGUGACCCAGGCUCUGAUCCAGCUGUACGCCCGCAUCACCAAACUGGGUUGGUUCGACUGUCAGAAAGACGACUAUGUCUUUAGGAACGUCAUCGCCGACGUGACGCGGUUUCUCCAGGACAGCGUGGAGCAUUGCAUUAUAGGCGUCACCAUUCUGUCCCAGCUGACAAACGAGAUAAAUCAGGCCGACACGACGCAUCCACUGACCAAACAUAGGAAGAUCGCUUCAUCCUUUAGAGAUUCGUCGCUCUUCGACAUCUUCACGCUUUCCUGCAACCUCCUCAAACAGGCUUCAGGAAAGAACCUGAACCUGAAUGAUGAGUCGCAGCACGGCCUGCUGAUGCAGCUCCUCAAGCUCAGCUACAAUUGCCUCAACUUUGACUUCAUAGGAACUUCCACAGACGAGUCAUCAGAUGACCUUUGCACUGUACAGAUUCCAACGUCCUGGAGAUCAGCGUUCCUUGAUUCCUCCACCCUGCAGCUGUUUUUCAACUUGUAUCAUUCCCUCCCUCCAUCUCUGUCCCCGCUGGUGCUGUCCUGUUUGGUUCAGAUUGCCUCCGUCCGGAGGUCUCUCUUCAACAACGCAGAGCGGGCCAAGUUCCUCUCGCACCUAGUGGACGGCGUGAAGAGGAUACUGGCCAACCCUCAGUGUUUGCCAGAUCCCAACAACUACCACGAGUUCUGCCGCCUGCUGGCGAGGCUGAAGAGCAACUACCAGCUGGGCGAGCUGGUCAAAGUGGAGAAUUACCCGGAGGUGAUCCGUCUCAUCGCCAACUUCACCGUCACCAGCCUGCAGCACUGGGAGUUUGCCCCCAACAGCGUCCACUACCUGCUGAGUCUGUGGCAGCGCCUGGCAGCGUCUGUCCCCUACGUCAAAGCCACCGAGCCGCACCUACUGGAGACCUACACCCCAGAGGUGACCAAGGCCUACAUCACGUCCCGGCUCGAGUCGGUCCACGUCAUCCUCAGAGACGGCUUAGAGGACCCGCUGGACGAUGCCGGACUGGUCCAGCAGCAGUUGGACCAGUUAUCCACCAUCGGCAGGUGUGAGUAUGAGAAGACGUGCGCUCUGCUGGUGCAGCUCUUUGACCAGGCGGCGCAGACGUACCAGGAGCUCCUUCAGUCCACCAACUCCAGCGCAGCCGACGUCACGGUCCAGGAGGGUCGCCUGACGUGGCUGGUUUACAUCAUCGGGGCGGUGAUCGGAGGACGGGUGUCGUUUGCAAGUACAGACGAGCAGGACGCCAUGGAUGGGGAGCUGGUCUGCAGGGUUCUGCAGUUGAUGAACCUGACAGACUCGCGGCUCGCUCAGGCGGGCAACGAGAGACUGGAGCUGGCCAUGCUCAGCUUCUUCGAGCAGUUCCGCAAGAUCUACAUCGGCGACCAGGUGCAGAAAUCCUCAAAGCUUUAUCGAAGAUUAUCAGAAGUUCUGGGGUUAAACGACGAGACGAUGGUCCUCAGUGUCUUUAUAGGCAAGAUAAUCACCAACUUGAAGUACUGGGGUCAGUGUGAACCAAUCACCUCCAAAACACUCCAGCUGCUCAAUGACCUCUCCUUAGGAUACAGCAGUGUGAGGAAGCUGGUGAAGCUGAGCGCGGUUCAGUUCAUGCUGAACAACCACACGAGCGAGCAUUUCUCUUUCCUGGGGGUGAACAACCAGUCCAACCUGAGCGAUAUGAGGUGUCGGACCACCUUCUACACAGCGCUGGGCCGCCUGCUCAUGGUUGACCUUGGAGAAGAUGAGGACCAAUUUGAACAGUUCAUGCUGCCUCUGACAGCGGCGUUUGAAGCUGUGGCUCAGAUGCUGAGUACCAACACAUUCAACGAGCAGGAAGCCAAGAGGACUUUGGUUGGCUUGGUCCGAGACCUCAGAGGCAUCGCGUUCGCCUUCAAUGCAAAGACAAGUUUCAUGAUGCUGUUCGACUGGAUAUAUCCGGCAUACAUGCCCAUCCUGCAGCGGGCCAUCGAGCUGUGGUACCAUGACCCGGCCUGUACCACACCGGUCCUCAAACUCAUGGCAGAGCUGGUUCACAACAGAUCUCAGAGGCUCCAGUUUGAUGUGUCGUCUCCCAAUGGAAUCCUGUUGUUCAGAGAAACCAGCAAGAUGAUCACCACAUACGGGAACCGGAUCCUGACUCUGGGAGAGGUCCCCAAGGACCAGGUGUACGGCGUGAAGCUGAAGGGCGUCAGCGUGUGCUUCGCCAUGCUGAAGGCGGUGCUCAGCGGAAACUAUGUCAACUUCGGGGUCUUUCGUCUCUAUGGCGACGACGCUCUGGACAACGCCUUGCAGACAUUCAUCAAACUGCUGCUCUCAAUCCCUCACAGUGACUUACUGGACUACCCAAAGCUCAGCCAGUCCUUUUACUCUCUGCUGGAGGUGCUGACUCAGGAUCACAUGAACUUCAUCUCCAGUUUAGAGCCUCACGUGGUCAUGUACAUUCUGUCAUCGAUAUCGGAAGGCCUGACGGCGCUCGAUACGAUGGUGUGCACUGGCUGCUGCUCCAGUUUGGACCACAUAGUCACCUACCUGUUCAAGCAGCUGUCCCGCUCCACCAAGAAGAGGCCCACUCCCAUGGCAACAGAUGACCGCUUCCUGCACAUCAUGCAGCAGCACCCGGAGAUGAUUCAGCAGAUGCUCUCCACUGUACUCAACAUUAUCAUCUUUGAGGACUGCAGGAAUCAGUGGUCCAUGUCCCGGCCGCUGCUCGGCCUCAUUCUGCUAAACGAGAAGUAUUUUGCUGACCUGAGAAACAGCAUCGUGAGCAGCCAGCCUCCUGAGAAGCAGCAGGCCAUGCACUUAUGUUUCGAGAACCUGAUGGAGGGGAUAGAGAGAAACCUUCUAACCAAGAAUCGAGACAGGUUCACGCAGAAUCUCUCUGUGUUCCGGAGGGAAGUCAACGACAGCAUGAAGAACUCAACGUACGGCGUAAACAGCAACGACAUGAUGAGCUGACAUUCCACACGGCAGUCUCCCCCAGCCGCAGAGCGGGCUUCCCCCCCUCCCCCUCACCCACCCUGCAUCCCCCCGCCCCCUCCUUCCCCGGGCCGGGACGCCCACGGGAUCAUCUCCUCACCAAGACACCACAUUGGCUAAACUUUCCCGCCUUCUUUUUGAUAUAAGCAUAUAUAAAUAUAUACAGAUCUAUUUUAAAGCCAGUCCACGUCGGUCUGACUCAUCUGGCUGUCGGAAGGGGGGGGUGCAUGUCUGGGCACUCUGAACCACAGAGAGGAAGGCCAGAGUGCUGCGGCUGGAACGGAGGAACGGGACACAGGGAAGGAGUACCGGUAACCGUAGUAAUCCGCUUCUGCCUGCCUUGUAUAGAAACACCCAGAACCAAGUGUACAUUUUCUUUUGGUAACAUUUUGAACAAUGUUUAUAAUGAAUGAAUUUCAACCAGAGGAUGGAUUGAGACAAAAAAAACCCACGUGUGAUUGAGCUUUUUACAGUGUAGUGAGUUAGUGCAAACUGUCCGUCUGCGUGGGAGAAGGGAAGGGAAGGGGGGGUGAGGUGGAAGGGUGAGGGAGCAGAGGUCCACACACUAACAUAAGGGAGUCAGAGCGCCAUGCUGUACAUUUUUCUUAGUCUCUGCUUGAAGUGAUGUAAAUAGUCUUGCAGCAGCAGGAGGCGCCCCCUAAAGGUCCAUUCUGCUGUUUCCAGUCCAGCUUCUCCAUCCGGGCCGUUCAGCAGCAGACGGCUCCACCGGCUCUUUUAUUUAUUUAGUUUUUUUGGAACGUGACACUAAGUGAACCUAGAAUCAAGCACCUGAUGAACAUUCCCACCGCCGUUUCCACUAGACCUACUAAUUGUGAGAAAACACCAGUCAAAGGUAGUGGUUAUAAUGUUCUGCUUGCUGUACGGUCACCUUUAGGCUGCCCUGAAGCCCACGCAGCCUUAGCUAAACAUCUGGAUGUCACUGAUCUGCUGCAACAUUUAGGGCUCCUCCUUUCACUCUGCUUCUGCUUCUCAUCAACCCUGAAGAGGCUGAGGUCCGGUCAUCUGGAAGUAGGAUUAGGAACUGAUACCAACAACUUUGUUCUAAAACAAAUUAUGUAGGACAUCGAAUUAAUCUAGAUCUAAUUAAUUAUGUAGUAGAUCCCUGAGAGAGCUUUAUAAUAAACUGCAAAGCAGACAAAUCUGUCUUUUUAGUGGAUUUCAUCAGAACAUUGUGGGACAUCAGCUUAAGGAGCUGCAGAAGCAUUUCUCAUCUUCUCUGCAUCAUUCCUCAUGUCUGCCUCACCGUGCAGCUUGAGUCUUUCUUUCUUUCACUCUCUGAAUCAUGCAUCUGGUUUGGAACAUUUCUGUAGCAGACGAAGCCUGAAUGUUUGCGGCUAAUCAGAAACAUCCCUGAGCUAAAAAAGAAACAGCAGAAUUUUCCUUUAAAGUCUGGCGCCUCCAGUAGGCGGCACUUCUUACUGACAUGUUAGCGGCCCGGUUGCAGCUCUGUUUCCCCUCUGGCAGGCUCAGUGCACUACCCACCAUUUGUUUACACUCUGGAUUCCUCGGACCCCCAUCUAGGUCCUGCAGUGAAGUCCUUUUGGUGUGUUCAUGUUGUGUGUGAGUGGAUUGGAGUGGCUCUUUUUUGCCUGGUGUGUGUGUGUGGGUGUGUUGUUACUUGGUGAACCUGCGGUAGAGCUCAAAUGGCCACGGUGUGUGUGUGUGAGUGUGUAUAUAUGUGUGUGGCGGUGUUGCAGAAAGACUCGGAAGGGGAAGCCAGCAUGGAGACGUCGCUCACCCGGAAGGAGAACCAGUUCAGCCUGAAGAACCCGACUAGAAGACCAAACAGUGGGAAGGAGUCUCUAGCAACACGUUACUCUGUAAGAUGUUGCUGCUAACUGUGACAACUAGCUCAUCUCUAAUCAUGUCAGCACUCACGGGUGUUCCUAAGUUUGGUUUGUUUCCCUGAUGCGAAUGUGUUGGGUCCAUAGAGUGAAUAGCUGUUUGAGUCGUUUGGAUGUCUGCUACAUAUAGUGUAAGCAUUGUGACUGCAAAUAAACCUCAUUGAUUUUUACAUCA